AUGUUUAAAAAAUUAAUAAAUCGUCAGGAAGAUACUCAAGUUAAAAUAAGUGAUUCAGCAUUAAGCGAUAUAAUUCCAUCCGAUGAUGUUAUUCUAACAAAAAAGUCCCAACAGAAACGAUGCUUAAACAUAUGUAAAGUAUUAAUAUUCAUAUUUAUCUUGGGACUUAUUGCUAUUGGAAUUGUUCUAUUAGCAUUGAUUCUUACAUAUUCAGGUAAAUCAUUUAUGAGUUUUAUUUUACACUCAUCGGCAACUCAAUUAUUAUCAAAUAAAACAUUACAUCAACAAAAUUUCACUGAAUCAUCUCACAUACAAGAUUGGCAAAAAAUAGCUGUUCUACCAACAAGUACUCAUUAUUCUACACAAUCGACUGUAAAAACGAUUCUAACAUCAAUUCUUAAUCGACAAUCAACGAAUAUACCAUUUACAACAAUAAAAGAUCGAGAUUAUACUCUAAUAUCAUCGGAAAAAAAGAUAAGUACAUCAACAUUUGUUAUUCCAAAAAUUCGAACUUAUGAAAUAACAACAUCGAAAAAUCUUCUUACUUCGAAAUCUCUAAUGAACAAGAAUACAAAACAAACGACAUUCAAUCGAUAUAAAACAAUCGACGAUAAUGAUAAUAUACUCGAUGAUCUUUUAUUUUCAUAA
Messenger RNA from Adineta steineri, 648 nucleotides. The record is from the annotation of a GenBank genome assembly. Lineage: Eukaryota; Metazoa; Rotifera; Eurotatoria; Adinetida; Adinetidae.